Messenger RNA from Mycetomoellerius zeteki, 4701 nucleotides. RefSeq names its product thyrotropin-releasing hormone-degrading ectoenzyme. The record is from RefSeq and is a predicted model, not a curated record. The transcript is spliced from 17 exons. Gene Ontology annotation, cellular component: membrane; cytoplasm. Bases 237 to 3467 code for a protein of 1076 amino acids. Gene Ontology annotation, molecular function: peptide binding; zinc ion binding; metalloaminopeptidase activity. Lineage: Eukaryota; Metazoa; Arthropoda; Insecta; Hymenoptera; Formicidae. Gene Ontology annotation, biological process: proteolysis; peptide catabolic process.
ACGAACGAAGAGCACAAGUGGGGGGCACCCGCUAGUGUUUCUCGGCCAACAUCCACUCACGGCACCGCAAGGUAGAAUAGCUAAUUGCAGUUGUACCUGCGUCACCUAUGUGCCGCCACACCUGAGAAUUUGUUUCCGCGUUGGAUGCGCAUUCGUUCUCCAAAGCCGCCUUUUUACACACUUUCGUUUUCAUUUUUCUUAAGAAUACCUUUGCAUUUUUACUUCAAAUUGUAACGAUGCGACGAGGAUCCGUCAGCAGUUGGCAGUCCUAUGGACAGCGAAAUUCUGACUGCAUGAUGCAGACAUAUGAGGGCAAUACUGCGUUGCCUCCUCCUUGUGAGGAAAUUGUUCAUCAACGAAAGGGUGGCUGGUUUUUAACGUACAAAAAGAUUCUCUCUUUCGUUGUCCUGAUCGUGAUCGUUGUGAUUGUCGCCGGUAUAAUCGGAUGGAACCUUGGUACAAUACCCAAAACGAGAAUAUACGAUCCAUUAGCCCUUAUUGAGGAAGAAGUGGAAGAAGGAGGUGAUGUCAUGAUAGCCUCAGUAUCGCCUUUCGUUCAUCCUUUGAAAUAUAAUCUCGAAUUGAUGCUGUCGAAUGACAUCAAUGCCACAUCGAAGCUGAAAGGGCGAGUCGUUAUCGAAUUUCGCAUGGAUGAUACAACGCCAUUAAACCAAUUGUCUCUGAAUGCAAGAAAUAUCACGGCAACACGUCACAAGUUAUCACUCAUAGAAGAGAAUGGUGCGCGUGCGAAAAGGAGACGUAGGAGACGCGCUGAAGAUACAGGCGGCCAAGAGAACGCUGACAAUGCCACUACUUUGGCUCCUACUGUGAUAUCAUCUUCGCAAUUGGAAAAUCAGGAAACAACGCGCGUCGUUGUGACGGAGUAUCCCUCAGGAAAUGCAACCGUUUCGGGCAACGAAACUUCUUUGACAAACGAAAGUUUGUCAGUGCCUGAUGAGAAAAUCGCGAAGUCUACAAACGCGACGACUGGAUCAAUGACGCCUACUAUGAUAACUUCCGGUAAUGAAAGCAUAAUUGAUGUGAAGAUUCAGCGAUACGAAGUGGAUGCUAAUAACGGAUUACAUGUGAUAUAUCCGGCUGUCGCCAUGAGUCCAGGAAUAUACAGUUUGGAGAUCGACUACGAGAUUCAAUUUGAUGGUAAAGCGAUAUAUUCGACGAGCUACAGCGAGUCCAGUGAAGGAAAUAGAUCGUUUAUCGGGACGCGGUUAAAACCUGUACGAGCUUCGCAUCUUUUACCUAUCUUCGAUGACGUGAACCUCAAGGCUGUCUUUUCGGUGUCCGUGAUACGUCCACGCGAAGCGAGAGUUCUGUCAAACAUGCCUCUCAAUAUUUCCAAAGACACAUCGGAUGAUCGAGUGAUCGACACCUUCAGCGAUACCCCGUUGCUCUCGCCUUACAAUCUGGCUUUCGUAAUGGGCGAAGUCGAGUCGGUGGGCGAGACGAAAAUGGGACUUGAUAAUGCGACAGGGGUGACUUUCUGGGGCGAUCCGAAGAGACGAUCACGGGGAAUUUAUCUUCUCGACAAACUCGACCAAAUUGUUGUACAUUUCAACGACAUGUUCUCGAUGCCUUAUCCGCUACCGAAAUUGGAUAUCGUCGCAUUACCGUCGCGAAUCGUCGAUAACGCCGGAAGCCCAGGAUUGAUAUCAUUGAAGCAAUCGCUCUUCUACGCCGCAGAUCGAUCUCCCAUGGUCACGAAGACAGACGCGUUAAGCGCUCUGAUAAGCCUGAUAGGAGAACAAUGGCUGGGCGGCGUUGUGAACAUGAAGAACUGGACGGACGUUUGGCUACUUGAAGGCUCCACUUUCUAUUUGAGACACGAGAUGAUCGAGAAGAUAGAUUCGUCAUUGGGCUCCAAUCUUGCCUUCCUUGCCAAUGUGCAAUGGGAAGCCAUGGAAGAAGACAGUUACAGUGUUUCAAGGCUAUUGCAAUCGAACAUCAAUCCUGCUAAUUUGGAUUUUUCGGACCGCAAUGCUCGACAUAAGAAAGGUGCAUGCUUGAUUCGCAUGUUGCAUGGCGUGAUAAACGAUACCGCCUUUAGGAAUGGCUACCGGAAAUUUAUAGCAAGGUGGAACUAUUCGACUGCGAACGUUGACGAUUUCUGGGAAGCGAUGGCGGAAGAAGCUAUCGGUUUACCCAUGGGAAUUACGUUAGCCGAAGCGAUGAACUCUUGGAUUUCACAUCGUGGAUAUCCAAUUGUCAGCGUCAUGAGGAAAUAUAAGGAAGGCACCGCUAUUAUUCGGCAGCAAAGAUUUACAUAUGACCAAUCAUCCGACACUCAAUCGACGUGGUACGUACCGCUUGACUAUAUUAACAAAACGAGCAAUGAUUGGUCAUCUCCGACAAAGACGUGGUUGGAUUCUGAAACGGAAAUGGUGGUGCAUAACAUUGGCGCUCGAGAUUCCUGGAUUGUAUUCAAUGUGAAUAAAACAGGUUAUUAUCGUGUGCACUAUGAUGAGGAAAAUUGGAAGCUCUUGACACAGGCCCUCGAGGAAAAUCACGAAGUUCUUCCGGUAGAAACUAGAGCGUCGCUCAUUGACGAUGUGCUUGGACUCGCCGCGGUCGGCUUGACGAAAUACGCGACCGCUUUCGACUUUAUUAAAUAUAUGCAAAUCAAGGAAAGGCAUUAUGCUCCCUGGGGUGUUCUGAUGCGUCAUCUGUUGAAGUUGAACGGUCUCCUUUACGAAACAUCUGGCUUUAGCGCCUUUCAGGAAUUUACAUUAAGAUUUACAUCAAAAUUGUAUGCAGACGUGGGGUGGAAAGUCGAUGAGGGAUCGCGAUUAACUUUGACCGCUCUUACGAUAGCGUGUGCGUUUGAAAAUGCGGAAUGUCUUGACUGGGCCAGGAAUCAUUUUGCAAAACUGAAGGAUCAUUCCGAUGCAGAUGAAGUUGUACCGGCAUAUGCACGUGAAGUGUUGUAUUGUACGAUCGCACGAUACGGCACGCGAAACGAGUGGAAUUACUUCGUCGAGAGGGCAAAUUCCACUGCAGAUCGAGAUGAAAAGAAUCGCCUUCUAUCAGCGUUCGCAUGCUUCCAGACGCCAUGGAUCCUGCAAUUAAUACUUAGCGAGAUUCUUGAAGGGAAGAUGUACGACGAGGAUGAGACGCAAAGGAUCUUACAAAGUUUUCCGCAAAACCCGGUCGCUGCGCAAAUCGCCUACAAGUUCAUGCAAAAUAAUUGGCAGGUUAUCGUCACGAGAUUCUCUAAAUCUCGUCCGAUCUUAAAAGCUUUUGCAUUAGCAAUGACGAACGGCUUGAUCAGCGAGGAAGACUUUGAAGACUUUCAGACAUUCAGCGAGGAUAAUCUCGAAAGCAUAAAGAUCGUGGGAUAUACCAUGGCGAUGGUCGAGGCGCAUGCUAAAUUUGCGAUAAAGUGGUUAAAGGAAUCUUUACCGGAAGUGCAGGAGUGGCUAGCUGCGAACAAUUCUACGGAGAUAUCGGUGUGAAUACUUGUGAGAUCUGUCGGGUACAAUAGAACGAGGAAAACGUCCCGUAAUUAUCGAUUCGCUUUCGUAUUGCGGCAGUCAACACACUCGGCACUCGCACGCGAAAAUAACUGCGAGAACUUUUCUACGACAACAAGUUUUAUUUCUCCGUAUGCUUUCGUCAAGCAUGAUUACAAAACCAAGCAACAAGAAUCUCGUUCUUACAUCGUGUAGCCUUAGAACGAUGGUCGUUAGUAUAAUUACUUAGUAAGUACAUAUUUAACAAACGAUAUACAUAAUAAUCGUAUCUAACGGUGCGGUAAUUAUUAUUCCAAUGUUUACCGUAAACUCUCCGUUCUCGUUCAUGUUAAUGGCGCUCUAUUGCUAUACGGUACGCUCGUUUUAUAACACACUAUGUUAUCGUUUUACAAUAAUCUAUCUGUAUCGUCCUUACUCUUUUCGUCUUUAGUCUAACUCGUUAAAUGUGUGCGGUAUUCGCAAGCUAUCAAAUACGCAGUUCAAGGGUUGGAAGCGAUGAUUUAUCGUCGAUCGGACCGUUGGAGACCAAAACUGCCCGGUAUCGAAAUCGAAGUCUUAAAGACACUGCGAAGAUCUACUACGUUCUUCGCGUAUGUCGAAAUCCUCCGAAAGUCGAAACGAGUUAAAAUCGCGGAACUGCACAGCGCCGAUUUUUUAUACUUCGGCGACAUCCAACCCAUUUUUUACAAUGCAUUUAGCGCUAAAUGCGACUUUUCCUACGUUGUAUCUGCAUGAACGCGAUUUUACAAACACGCACGUUUAACGCUAAAUGCGUAUUUUUUCACUUCAUGUUAUUAUUGAGUAACAUAUCCUCACACUUGAAAAACUGUAAAAAUGACAUUAAAAAUUAGGGCCAUGGCACACAAAAAACUUAAGCAGUAAAACGUAAACAGUAAGGAAAUCAAUAUGUUGAAUUGGCUACUACUUAUGUUAUGGCCUUGCAGUCUCUAAUGUGAUUGGCCAAUUCGCUUACUAGUAAUGAUUUCCUACUUAAAUUUUUUGUGUGCCAUGACCAUUAAAACAGUCGCGUUUAAUGUUUAACUGAUGCACAGUUUUCGUUUUAUGUUUGCGUUAUGCGAGAAUCUCGUAAUGAACUCAGCGCAUUUGGCACUAAAUGCGCAUUCAUCUGUUUGCAAAUAAAGUUUCUCGAUAUACGAGAAUUAAUAAAAAAAAUGUUUUUAUUUUCCGGUCUCUCAUACGUGUGUGUGUUUGUGUG